Molecule: messenger RNA, 4848 nt
Organism: Syngnathus acus (greater pipefish)
Lineage: Eukaryota; Metazoa; Chordata; Actinopteri; Syngnathiformes; Syngnathidae
Gene: mef2cb
Product: myocyte enhancer factor 2cb
Exons: 13
Coding region: 536-2122 (528 amino acids)
Biological process (GO): heart development; positive regulation of transcription by RNA polymerase II; cell differentiation
Molecular function (GO): DNA-binding transcription factor activity, RNA polymerase II-specific; protein dimerization activity; RNA polymerase II cis-regulatory region sequence-specific DNA binding
Source: RefSeq, a predicted model, not a curated record
ACAUACUUGAUUUCAGUUCAGAUGCGGAGAGACAUCGGGGCAAACGCACAACCCAAAUUCGGGGUUUCUAUUCAAAGCCAGCUGGUCUGGCUUUAUCACAUGCUGGGCAUUUAUUUUGGGCACUUUGUGGGCAUUUGUAGUUUUUCCAUUUGUCCUCUUUUGCGUUUUUUUUUUUUUAGUUUUUUAAUUUGAAUUUAUUUGGGCCUCAGCUGGUGCUGUAGGGUAUCACUUCCUGGUGAAGCAAAGAAACGGCACGGGUGCCAACCAAAGACGAACUCAAGCCUUGUGAACACUGAGAGGAGCUCUCAGAUGAAUGACUAAGAAAGCGACGAGACGGUACAUGAAGGAACAUUGAACGUGGUACAGAUGCUGGGAUCUUUGAGUUGAUUGGAACAAAUAGAAAGCCGGCGAGAAAGAGAGCGAGUGAGUGAGAAAGAACGAGAGAGAAAGAGCAAAGAAAGAAGAGGAAAGAAGAAAAGAGUGAAGCAAGCAUAAAGUUCUUUGGGAAGAGGAGAGACAGAAAGCGACGGGGACGAUGGGGAGGAAAAAGAUUCAGAUCACGCGGAUUAUGGAUGAACGCAACAGACAGGUGACAUUUACAAAGCGAAAGUUUGGCUUGAUGAAGAAAGCCUACGAGCUGAGCGUGCUGUGCGACUGCGAGAUCGCCCUGAUCAUCUUCAACAGCACCAACAAGCUGUUCCAGUACGCCAGCACAGACAUGGACAAGGUCCUGCUCAAAUACACCGAGUACAACGAGCCCCACGAGAGUAGGACCAACUCGGACAUUGUGGAGACAUUGAGAAAGAAGGGCCUAAAUGGCUGUGACAGCCCCGACCCCGAUGCAGACGACUCGGUCGGCCACAGCCCCGAGUCCGAGGACAAAUACAGGAAAAUAAACGAGGACAUAGAUCUGAUGAUCAGCAGACAGAGACUGUGUGCUUUGAGCAAGAAGGAGAACAAAGGUGGCGAGAGCCCGGAGCUUGAAUCCACUCUCAUCCUCACGCCGCGAACUGAGGAGAAAUACAAACAGAUUAACGAGGAGUUUGAUCACAUGAUUAAAAGUCAUAAGAUUCCUCAGGCCAUGCCCCCGUCCAACUACGACAUGCCCGUUUCCAUCCCAGUCAGCAACCAGAACAAUCUCAUCUACAGCCAUCCCGGCGGCUCCCUCGGAAAUCACAAUCUGCUACCGCUGACGCACCACGGACUACAGAGAAACAGCAUGUCGCCCGGAGUUACACACAGACCCCCCAGUGCAGGUGGCCUCAUGGGUGCUGACCUCACCACUGGCGCAGGCACCAGUGCUGGAAACGGAUAUGGCAAUCACCGCAACUCUCCCGGUCUGCUGGUCUCUCAGGCCGGCAUGAACAAGAACAUGCAGGCAAAGUCACCCCCGCCCAUGAAUUUAGGCAUGAACAACCGCAAACCCGACCUCCGUGUUCUCAUCCCGCAUGGCGCCAAGAACAACAUGCCCUCCAUUUCUGAUGACGUCGAUCUCCUCCUGAACCAGAGAAUAAACAACUCCCAGUCUGCUCAGUCAUUGGCCACCCCAGUUGUGUCAGUAGCAACUCCAACUCUACCAGGACAAGGCAUGGGUGGUUACCCGUCGGCCAUCUCCACUUCUUAUGGUACAGAGUAUUCCCUGAAUAGUGCAGACUUGUCAUCGUUGUCCGGCUUUAACAGCGGCAGUUCCCUGCACUUGGGUUCAAUGAGCGGCUGGCAACAGCAACACCUUCAGAACAUGCAACAUUCGGCCCUGGGACAACUCGGAAAUUGCUCUAGCUCUCACUUAUGUCAGGGUUCAAAUCUCUCCCUGCCCUCUACUCAAAGCCUGCACAUCAAGUCCGAACCUGUUUCUCCUCCUAGAGAUCGCACCAGCAGCACACCCGGGGGCUACGGUGGUGGCGGUGGGGUAGUACCCCCCCAGAACCCCGCUUCCCGCCAGGACUCGGGACGCUCCCCGGUCGAUAGCCUGAGCAGUUGUAGCAGCUCCCACGAAGGCAGCGACCGCGACGAGCACAGGAACGAGUUCCACUCUCCUCUGGGACUGGCCCGGCCCACCCUGGACGAGCGCGAGAGCCCCUCCAUCAAGCGGGUGCGCCUGUCUGAGGGCUGGGCCACAUGAUAGCGCUGCCCUCUCCCCAACUUAACCCCCCCCUAAACAACAACAGCCCCCUUGUCAAUACCACCAUCAUCUAACAGCCCCUCUAAAAAGUCUACAGAUUUUUUUUUUUUUUUUUAGUUUUGUUUGUAUUUUUGCUGAGUGCGUGUGUGUGCUAUACGUAUGACAUCACAUAAACCGGCGGGCUCUUGUAGAUGUCAUUCGGGGAUAGGGGAGGGGCGGGGUCUUCUAUUUCUAGUUGGGGAACUAUGCAUAACUUGCUUUGCGUUUGGAUACAAGCAAUCACAAAUGCAUAUAUCUUCACACCUGUGUACAUAUAUGCAUAUCGCCAACAAUAGUCAGGUACUCUGUUUCCAUACAAGUUCACCGCAGAGAAUCAUCAGUGACUAGAAAAGACAAAAAAAAAAAAGAAAAUGAACAUACACGCCGUAUGUACAGUUUCAUCGCUAUGUACCGUCUCCCUCGCAAAAACAAGUGUGUGUUAACAUUAGAUGAUGUCAUGUUGCAGGUUCAACGUAUUUAUGUAAAUAGAGGUCAAAGGUAGUUGGGGGGGGGGGGGUCAAGAGGUUGCCGGACAUUUCAAGAUUUAUUUACUCGCUAAAGAAAAAGCUAAUAUGCAACAUUUGAAGGACUGUACAGGUAAUCGGACCCCAAUACGUUUGGAAGUUUUGGUGUGUAAAAAAAAAAAAAUGGGGUGAGGGAGGGGUGGGGUGAGGAGCACCCUCUGAUCCAAGAGUAAGGUGUAAUCAAUAAGCCUCUGGAUCUAGUAUUAACUAUCAGUAUUAUUAAAGGAGGAAAAAGAAAACAGAAAAAAACAAUUGUACGAUACACUUGCUUAUAUUUUCUUAUGAAAGGAAUACAAUGCAAAGCAUUUUGUGGCUUUUUGUAGUUUCUAUAAGCCAGAAUGUGUUUUUGAUAGCUUUGCUAAUAAGAGAAGGAUAGUGGAGGGGGGGGGGGGGGGUUAGUGCAUGGGCUUUGGAGCCCAAAGCCAUGAAACAGACUGAGAUCCAAUGCUUUGCUGAACUGUUUUAUCUUUGUAGAGGUUUGUUAUUAAACGUGUAUUUCUAAUUAUAUAUAAUAAUGGUAAUAUUAAGAAUCUUUAAAAAAAAAAAAUCUGUGAAAUUAACAUGCUUGUGUAUAGCUUUCUAAUAUAUAAAUAUAUAUAAUAAUUUUUUUGUUGUUGUUUUCUUAGUGGAGUUUCAAUGUGCAGUCGCACAUGUUUGGUUUGUUUUCCUUUGAGCCCUGAGCAGAGCUGGUAAAGAAAUCACACAAUCACGAUCUGACCCCAACACGCAUUUGUCGUCUCACGUCUCAUCCUUAAGCUUAAUUAACUUAUUGAACAUAACCUUGUUGUCCCUCCUUCAGUUCGACACAACUUGAGCUUGUCAUAUCCAAGCCGUGCAAUUUUCCUUGUUAGCAAUUUAACUAAUGCAAUUUUGCAAAUGGAUGGUGAGGAAUAACUCUCAAAUCAUUUGCAUUGCUAAUUUGAUUCCGUAUGUCCUCCGGUAGAAUUAUUUUCCAAUCAAACAUCAUUUGCUCGACAGGAAAAUGUGAUCACCAGUCGCUAAUUUCUGAUCGAUAGCUCUUUUGAUGACCCAAACUAGCCACUUAUCUCUGCCUCUGAGUCAUGUAUCUGCUGUCAUUUAAGUGUUAUGAUAUUUCAAUGUGCAUAUUUCAUGCAGGUUCACUUUGUUGUUACUGUAUAGUCUGUGCAUUCAAACGGGGGCAGAGCCUCUAUAGCAGUGUUCUUCUCACUCUUAUUUUUUUUUUUUAAUUCAGUACAAAAAGGCUGAGAGGGAAAAAUAAAAGAUGUUUGAGGCGAGCGAGUGGAGAAACCAAAGCCAGUGGCAUUUGUGUGUUGUAAACUUCUUAUUUACACAUUCAUUUAUGUUUUUAUUUUGCAAGCAUUGAAAGAUGACAAUAAAAAAAAAAUAUUCAAAUGCACAAUUUCUUUCACACUUUAACUCCACUCAAGUCCAGGUUGACUUUGUGUCGAUGCCAACAACAUUUGCCCCCACUUGUGCAUCGAAUUUGAGUGAGCGUGCGCGCGCGUGCUUAGAAGCGAAAAGUCACGUGACCGUAAUUCGCAUCUAUUCACUGGUGUCAUGUCCUGGUGAUCAAUUACAGUUCAAAUUUAACCAAAGACAUGAAUUUAUAUUUUCUUGCUGUUGUUGUUGCAAUUACUAUUUUUUUUUUUUUUUCAUCUGUUGAUCAGUUGCUGUGUUUUCGUUGAGAUUAAAAAUGAAAAGUCAUGUUGGUACCUCCAAAUGACCCAAGCAGUACCUCCGCUGAUGUAUUGUGCGGUCACUUUGCAGUGCAAAUGGGAGAGCAUCCAUCCACCUGUACAGCCAUGUGUAAUAGCAAACCAUGCCUCUUUGUUACUCCACAUUGUGUGGUUUAUUUAAAUCUUGAGGGGGAAAAAAAAAAAGCGGGAUCUGUUUCUGUUCAAUGCUUAAAUCCGUCGGUCUGUAGUGUGAAAUGUAGCUUGUGUUAACCCAGGGACUGGGGCAGCUUCGGAAGUUUGGUGCAGAAUUUGAGCGGCAUAAGCUGGCCUUUGUCGCCACUUGACUCAUGGUGAUGGUGUUCAAUGAAAAGUGUGUGGAACUGGACUGGACUGAGCUGCCUGUGGUGGGGCUGGAAUACACAAGUCUCCUCGACUAGAGAGGAGUUGAACUGUUUGUACUUUGCAGAGAUUUCAGUAAACUUACUGGCUUUCUUAGUUAUCCUCA